AUUGAUAUUGGUGAAGUACAUUAAAUGUAAGCGGUAAAACAGUGUACAAUAAUGUCUGAAAUAGAAACACCAAGUGUAACCAAAAACAAGAUAACUAGGAUCUCUGAUAAUUCCAAAACAGAUGUUCCAAUAGGAAAGACUGGUAUGCGUACUCGUAACACAUCAUAUAAAAUUGCACGCCACAGUCAAAAUCGCAAAAGGGGGCCAAUAUUAAAAAUAACAAGAAGUGCAUCCAUUAUAACUAUGCGCAAGAAAAAUUCCAAACCCAAUGUGCAGGCAAACCAAAAACGGGGUGCAACAAGUGCAUCUAAUAAAACCAAGAAUGAAAAUCUUAAAGAAAAUCUUGACUCACAUGAAGAAAAUGUGUCGGAAGUGCCCAAAAAGCAAAACAUAGAAAUUCUUCAAAAAACUGAUAUCUUAAAUUCGGAUAUGCUGCUAAGAAAAUGCAAAAGAUGUGUAUUAAAACUUCCAAAAUUGAAUUUCCAGUCAGAACAACAAUGGGGUCCAGCAAAUGCAUCUACUGAAACCACGAAACAAAGUCUCAAAGAAAAUCUUGAUUCACACGAAGAAAAUGAAUCGGAAGUGUUUACAAAAGAAAACAUGGCGACCCUUCAAGAAAUUAAUCAGAUAAAUUUGGAAAUCCCGGCAAUAAAAAGCACAAGACGUGUAGUGAAAUCUCUAAAACCAUAUGUCUGGACAAAACAACAACGGGGUACAGCAAGUGCAUCUAAUGAAACCACGAAAAAAAGUCUUAUAGAAAAUCUUGAUUCACAUGAAGAAAAUGAAUCGGAAGUGCCUACAAAGGAAAACAUAGAAAUUCUUCAAGAAACUGAUGACAUAGAUUCAGAUACACCGUUAAUAAAAAGCACAAGGCGUGUAGUAAAACGUCCAAAACCGAAAGUCCAGGUAAAACAACAACGGGUCACAGCAAGCGUAUCUAAUGAAACCACGAAACAAAGUCUCAAAGAAAAUCCUAAUUCACACGAAGAAAAUAAAUUGGGAGUGCUUACAAAGGAAAACAUAGAAAUUCUUCAAGAAACUGAUGACAUAGAUUCAGAUACACCGUUAAUAAAAAGCACAAGGCGUGUAGUAAAACGUCCAAAACCGAAAGUCCAGGUAAAACAACAACGGGUCACAGCAAGCGUAUCUAAUGAAACCACGAAACAAAGUCUCAAAGAAAAUCCUAAUUCACACGAAGAAAAUAAAUUGGGAGUGCUUACAAAGGAAAACAUAGAAAUUCUUCAAGAAACUGAUGACAUAGAUUCAGAUACACCGUUAAUAAAAAGCACAAGACGUGUAAUGAAACGUCCAGGACCGAAUGUCCAGGCAAAACAAAUACAGGGCACAGCAAGUGCAUCUACUGAAACCACGAAAAAAAGUCUCAAAAUAAAUCUUGAUUCCCACGAAGAAAAUGAAUCGGAAGUGCCUACAAAAGAAAACAUGGAAACCCUUCAAGAAACUAAUCACAUAGAUUCGAAUACACUGUUAAUAAAAUGCACAAGACGUGUAGUAGCACGUCGAAAAGCGAAUGUCCAGGCAAAACAAAUACAGGGCACAGCAAGUGCAUCUACUGAAACCACGAAAAAAAGUCUCAGAAAAAAUCUUGAUUCCCACGAAGAAAAUGAAUCGGAAGUGCUCACAAAAGAUAACAUGGAAACCCUUCCGGAAACUGAUCACAUUGAUUUGGAUACACCUUUAAUAAAAAGCACAAGGCGUGUAGUAAAACGUCCAGGACCGAAUGUCCAGGCAAAACAAAUACAGGGCACAGCAAGUGCAUCUACUGAAACCACGAAAAAAAGUCUCAGAAAAAAUCUUGAUUCCCACGAAGAAAAUGAAUCGGAAGUGCUCACAAAAGAUAACAUGGAAACCCUUCCGGAAACUGAUCACAUUGAUUUGGAUACACCUUUAAUAAAAAGCACAAGGCGUGUAGUAAAACGUCCAGGACCGAAUGUCCAGGCAAAACAAAUACAGGGCACAGCAAGUGCAUCUACUGAAACCACGAAAAAAAGUCUCAAAAUAAAUCUUGAUUCCCACGAAGAAAAUGAAUCGGAAGUGCCUACAAAGCAAAACAUAAAAAUUCUUCAAGAAACUGAUGACAUAGAUUCAGAUACACCGUUAAUAAAAAGCACAAAACGUGUGGUGAAACGUCCAAAACCGAAUGUCCAGGCAAAACAAAUACAGGGCACAGCAAAUGCAUCUACUGAAACCACGAAAAAAAGCCUUAUCGAAAAUCUUGAUUCACAUGAAGAAAAUGAAUCGGAAGUGCCUACAAAGGAAAACAUGGAGACCCUUCAAAAAACUGAUGACAUAGAUUCGAAUACACCGUUAAUAAAAAGUAUAAGGCGUGUAGUAAAACGUCCACAACCGAAUGUCCAGGCAAAGCAACAACGGGGUACAGCAAGUGCAUCUAUUGAAACCAAGAAACAAAGUCUCAAAGAAAAUCUUAAUUCUCACGAAGAAAAUAAAUCGGAAGUGCCUACAAAGGAAAACAUAGAGAUCCUUCCAGAAACUGAUGACAUAGUUUCAGAUAUACCGUUAAUAAAAAGCACAAAACGGGUAGUGAAACGUCCACAACCGAAUGUCCAGGCAAAACAAAUACAGGGCACAGCAAGUGCAUCUAUUGAAACCACGAAAAAAAGUCUCAAAGACAAACUUAAUUCACAUGAAGAAAAUGUGUCGGAAGCGCCUACAAAGGAAAACAUGGAGACCCUUCAAGAAACUGAUGACUUAGAUUUGGGUAUGCCGUUAAACAAAAACACAGGACGUGUAGUAAAACGUACAUUAAAGAAAAAUUCUCGCAAAACUCUCAAUGAAAGGAAAAGCAUAUUUAAAGCUGCAAAUAAAACUUUGUUCAAAAGACGAGAAAUCUUAAGUGCCGAAAAUAAGAUUGAAAUAUUAAAACAAUUAAAAUCAUUGGGAACAUCUAUGCAAACAGUUCGAGAAAUAAGCUCCAACUUGAAGCUUCCAGAAACUUCAGUAUUAGAGUAUGUGAAGAAUCGAAUGCAAAUUGCAAAGAAGAUGUUAGCAAGCGAAUGCGAUGAUGAACACUUUGUCAAUGCAAACUUAUGGCUUAAAAAAUUUGAAAAAUCGAAGAUUUCUGAUCACAGCGAUUUUGAACUCGCCAUAAUAUAUCAUGAAAUUGCUGAUCAUGUACAGCAUCCAGAUCCAGAAGAAUUGGAUGGUAUUGACUUAAAAAAAGCAUACAAGUUCUUGGCUAAUGCAUUAGAGGGUAAGCCACAAAUUCCACCGGAUGGUCCAACAGGUGAAUUUUUAAAAGAACAAUUUGAAGAUUUAAGAGAGCUAUGCGGUACAAAGGAAGCUCAAGCGCAAUUCAAUGCUUUAGUAAAUAACGGAGCUAAGGUACAGGAUACAAAGAAUAUCAGUUUAGAUCCAUUAAACUUAAUGGCUGACGCAGUAUAAAUAUUUAAGAUUUUUUUUAUCGUGC
This is a messenger RNA of Teleopsis dalmanni, 3445 nucleotides long. RefSeq lists its product as uncharacterized. The record is from RefSeq and is a predicted model, not a curated record. NCBI's taxonomy places the organism in Eukaryota, Metazoa, Arthropoda, Insecta, Diptera, Diopsidae. Bases 52 to 3420 code for a protein of 1122 amino acids. The transcript has 4 exons.